Messenger RNA from Myzus persicae (green peach aphid), 1536 nucleotides. RefSeq names its product trafficking protein particle complex subunit 13. Bases 256 to 1470 code for a protein of 404 amino acids. Lineage: Eukaryota; Metazoa; Arthropoda; Insecta; Hemiptera; Aphididae. The transcript has 9 exons. Gene Ontology annotation, cellular component: TRAPPIII protein complex. The record is from RefSeq and is a predicted model, not a curated record.
UGUUAAUAAUUUUUAUUUGGGUUGGAUUUUGGACGUGUUUCCUUUGCCUUUUGGGUACUUGCUGCUUACGGUUUUCGAUUUUUGUCUUGGGCCCUGGACUUAGGACGCCAACCGUUUUCCAAACCAUAUGUUCUAAUCUGUGUCUGUAUUCUUGUAACCGUUGCAGUCGACACUUGUUAUACCGUUCUCACAAGUCACUGUAUCAGUUAUUACCUGCUUUCGGUAUUACUGUAGAAAUAAUAAUUUUACUUCAGCAUGACUUCAAUAGAAGUGAAGGAAGUUGUUGAGCAUCCCAUUAAAUUGAGAGUAAUGCGCCUCGGUAAGCCAGUAAUGUUCAACUCGAAGAUAGUCACAUGUGAUUCAAAAGAUUUACCAGGAGCUGCUUUGAAUGCACAUUUAAAAAAAGACGUGACUACAAUGGCUGAUGCUGAAACAUUGGCGGCUGGGUCGUUUCUCAUGGUACCUAAUGUCCUAGAAAAUUUGUAUUUGGGUGAAACAUUUUUGUGUUAUGUUUAUUUAAAGAAUGAAAGUUCUCAAACGGUCUAUGAUAUUAUUUUGAAAGCAGAAAUAGAUACUGCGACAUCGCAUAUACCGAUUUUGGGACCAAAAGCUUUUCCCAAAUUGGAUCCAUAUGCUUCUAUUGAUGUUAUUGUAAAGCACGAAGUAAAAGAACAUGGUAGUGUCAAUAAAUUGAUUUGUCAAGUGAAAUAUGAUAGAAAACAUUCGUUUGAAACAAUUUUCAGCUAUAGAGUUCCUAAACCUUUAGAUCUAAAAACAAAAUUUUACAAUACUGUAACCGAUGAAGUUUACCUAGAAGUUCAAGUCCAAAAUAUUAUGUCAACUCCAAUCUCAUUAGAAAAAUUUAUCUUGGAAUCAUCAAUUGGAUAUGAUGUUAAUUCAAUGAAUCACUUACUUGAUAGCUCAGAGGAUAAAUCUGUUUUUGGAGACAUGGACAUACUGGAUGUGAAAGAAACACGGCAGUAUAUGUAUAGAUUAAGCUUAGAUCAAACUGCUGAAAAAAAUCCCACUAGGACAAAUAAUCUUGGCAAGUUGGACAUUUUAUGGCGGUCUAAUAUGGGUACAAAAGGUCAAAUACAAUCCAGUCCAUUAGUGAGACAGAUUCCAGAAUUAGACGACCUAACAUUUUCCAUAACAUAUUUACCUGAUAUGGUUUUUUGUGAAGAACAAUUUGACUUCACAUGCUCAAUAAAAAACAACAGAAACCGUGACAUGCAGCUUGUUGUUGAAGUCAGUGAUGAAGAAGAUAGUAAUCUUGCUUGGACUAUGAUUUCUGGCAUACAGUUAAGACUCUUACCUCCAUACGCAACAAUCAAAACAGUAUUCUCGAUGGUAGCGCUAAAUCAUGGCUUACAAAUUAUAUCGGGUAUUAAACUAAAGGAAUUGAUUCUAAACCGUACAUACUCAUACAAUAACUUUGGUCAUGUUUUUGUCACUCAAAAUGUUAGUUAACCUUACAAUGCUUUUUAAUAUUUAUUGCUAGUUUCUGUGAUAUUUUUUAAUUAUUAAACAAUUAAC